AUGGAGGUGGCAGGUGUUGGCACUCAGAGUAACUUGUCCACCAUUGGAAACUUUUCCUCUUCAGCCCCAGGGCCAGUGAAUGAGAAACUGAUGACAAUGUUGCUGGGGACCAUUCUGAGCGCCAUGUGUUUGAUGGGAGUUAUAGGCAAUAUCUACGUCCUGGUGGUGAUGAAUUUGUCCAUGAGGUUCACUGGCUCCAUGUACACCUACAUAGUAAACUUGGCUUUGGCCGACCUCCUCUACCUCACCACCAUCCCAUUUGUGGUGUGCACCUACUUUGCGAAGGACUGGUACUUUGGAGAACUUGGCUGUAGAUUCCUGCUCAGCUUGGACUUCCUGACUAUGCACGCCAGCAUCUUCAUAUUGACUGUCAUGAGCAUUGAGAGAUACUUAGCAGUGGUGAAACCCCUGACGACGUAUAGGAAAAACAACGGCUACAGGAGGGUCAUCAUUAGUGUGGUAUGGCUGGUUUCCAUUCUCCUUGCCCUUCCUACGAUGAUAAUGACCGAUCUCAGAGAAUUUGCCAAGAACGGGACAAUAAAACGCAUGUGCGGCUCCACAUGGCCAAAACAUACUUACAGAAUCUAUCUGACUGUGCUUUUUAAUACUUGUAUACUGACUCCAGGGAUAUUAAUUGGAUUCUUAUACAUAAAGUUAGCUCGUACUUACUGGACAUCCCAAAGCAGGAAGGAAGUGACAAAGGCACCGAAGCUGAAAAUCCUCUAUAUGAUUUUUGGGAUUGUCCUAAUAUAUGGCAUCUGUUACUUGCCUUUUUGGGUAUGGCAAUUGUUUCAUCUCUACUUCAUUGAAUCUGCAACUAUUUCUCCCACCACAGUCGCCAUCGUUAAUUUGUUUGUGACUUGCCUGGCAUACUGCAACAGCUGCAUCAAUCCUUUCCUCUACACCUUACUGACAAAAAAUUACAAAGAGUAUCUGAGGAACCGAAAGGCAAAGUUCUCCAAAAGGAAAUGCCACAGGGUUUUGUCCCAAAGAUCAACGUCUUCUGGACAUCAUCCGUGCACAGAGAGUCUAUCGUACAGUUAA
Molecule: messenger RNA, 1044 nt
Organism: Amblyraja radiata (thorny skate)
Lineage: Eukaryota; Metazoa; Chordata; Chondrichthyes; Rajiformes; Rajidae
Gene: uts2r5
Product: urotensin-2 receptor 5
Exons: 1
Coding region: 1-1044 (347 amino acids)
Biological process (GO): regulation of blood pressure; neuropeptide signaling pathway; blood vessel diameter maintenance
Cellular component (GO): plasma membrane
Molecular function (GO): urotensin II receptor activity
Source: RefSeq, a predicted model, not a curated record